Molecule: messenger RNA, 1778 nt
Organism: Thecamonas trahens ATCC 50062
Lineage: Eukaryota; Apusomonadida; Apusomonadidae
Exons: 1
Coding region: 1-1137 (378 amino acids)
Source: RefSeq, a predicted model, not a curated record
AUGGACGAGGCCCACGGCCACGCUCGUCGAGCAGAACGGCUAGCCCAACUCGGGGCGUAUGACGAUGCCGCCGAGGUCCAUACUGCUGCGGCUGAAGCGUAUGCGGCCUGCGCGUCUGCGGCCGCCGGCCAUGGCCCCACCGCUGCUGCCUGCGCCGCCCUUGCUGACCACCACACUGCGGCUGCUGCUGACGCCAUCACCCGUGCUACGACUUCCCGCGCCCGCGCUGCUGCCCGCGCAGAGGCUGCGGCUGCGGCUGCGGCUGCGGCUGCUCGAGCUCCGUCGUCACACGAGCUCCCGGCGGGAGACGGCGGCCGCGAUCACGACUCGCCGGCACCGUCACCCUCGGGUGGCGGCGCUCCUCGUGACGAUUGGGAGACGUCGUCGUCGGACGAAGAUGACGCGGUUGUUGCCCAACGGCGGAUCGCCGAGGCGCUGGCUCGUGGAGAGUCCGGCCCGGCGGUCGAGGCCGCCAUCAACAGCUUCUGGGGCGCCAUGGAGGCCAUGGUCGAGAACCUGAGCCUGCCGUCGUUUCUGGGCGGUGGCGGCAGCGGGCUGGGCCCGGCAACGAGCUCGCCGGCCGAGGGCGACGACCUUAUGGGCACCUCGUUCUUUAUGGUUCCCGACCCGUCCGAGGCCCGGUCCAAGGACGACGAGAUCCGGCGCCUCCGCCGCGAGAUGCGGGCCAUCAUCGACGAAGGCCGUAGCUUCCAGCUCAAGUCGCGGCAGCUUGCCGACGAGAACGCGCGGCUCAAAGCUGCCAUUGCCACCUUCCAGUCGGACCUGCGCCGCAAGGCCCGCGUCCUCCGCCAGGACUUGGCGGCCUCGGUCUCGUCGCUCGUCGAGCUCCACUCGUCGCAGCUUGCCGAAGACAUGAUGAGCCAGUCAGCAGUUCUGCGCCACUCGGUCGCGCCACCACCGCGGCCGCGCUCUGGCUCUGGCUCACCGGACGGCGCGGCUUCUGACGAGGCUGCUGCCGCGGCUGCCGAGACUGAGAAGCUCAAGGCUGCACUGUUGCGCCAGAGCCUUGUCAUCGCCGGCCUCCGCGACAAGGUCGCCAAGUACGACGCCAGGUGGGCCAAGCUCAAGGCCGAGGCUAAGAAGCGCCGGCGGAGCAAAGACUCUGCCGCGUCCUGACGCUCAACACUGUUUACUUGAGUGGGUGAUGGCGCUUGGUGGCACCUGCGCCUACCUUCAUCGCCUCCUCCUCGCGCGCAACGCUCUCACUUGCGCCCGCCUCCUCUCCGCCAGUGCUAGCACUUGCCCGCAGCCGCUUGUUGCCGCGCUUGGGUGAGGUGCCCGGCGGCGGCUCAUCGGGUGGCUCGGACCGGAUGCCCUGGACGGUGACGGCAAACCGCGCCGAGCCCUGCGAGUGCGAUGGCGACUUGAAGAGCAACGCCAGACGCGCGCCGUUGUCCCAAAACAGGUUGACACGGACGGUGGCGGCAUGACCCCACGACUCGCCGAGCGCUGGCGCUAGGUACGCAUGGCCCUGGGAGAUGCCGCGGGUCGUCACCUGGUUCAUCAGUACCACCGCGAGUCCGGCUUUCUCCGCCAGCAGUGUCAGCGACUGCGCCAUCCCGUUGAGCACCCGUGUUCGCACACCCAUGUUGGCAAAGUCGUGCCGAAAGUGAAAAGCAACCGAGUCGAUGACCACCAGCCGCACGUUGCCCAGCUCCUCCACAAUGCCCGGCAGCAGGUUGAUGAGAGCAAUUUGCUCCACGUACGAGUGAACCCGAUAGUAGGCGAUAGAGCUGAGGACAGACUCAAGACUGAGC